AGUCCUCCGGGAGGCAGGCGGUGGUGUAGCUCGUGGCGGUGGCACUGCGGGUUUUGCGGUCUGAGGCGCUGGGAGGCCCAUCUUUGGCAACCUUGGUCAGGAUUCGGCUCAUGGCAUCGAGCGCCAUCCCUCGCGAGAUCACUAAUUGAAGAUCAAUAUAAGUAGCUAUGCAAAAUUCUCACAUGGAUGAGUACAGGAAUUCUGAUAAUGGCAGCACAGGCAACAGUUCAGAGGUAGUGGUAGAGCAAUCUGCUGAUUUCAGUACUGAGAUUAUGAAUGUUACGGAAAUGGAACAGUCACCUGAUGGCUCUCCUUGUGUGGAUGCAUCUACAGAAGAAAAUGAAAUUGCAAACACUGUGGAUCUUCCAGUGGCAGUGACAGAAACAGAAGCAAAUUUCCCUCCAGAAUUUGAAAAGUUUUGGAAAACUGUAGAAAAUAAUCCUCAGGAUUUUACAGGCUGGGUAUAUUUGCUUCAGUACGUAGAACAGGAGAAUCACUUGAUGGCUGCCAGGAAAGCAUUUGACAAGUUUUUCAUACACUACCCGUAUUGCUACGGUUACUGGAAAAAAUAUGCAGACCUUGAAAAGCGACAUGACAACAUUAAACAAUCAGAUGAGGUUUAUCGUCGGGGGCUUCAGGCAAUACCUCUUAGCGUUGACCUUUGGAUACAUUAUAUCAACUUCUUAAAAGAAACAUUGGACCUUGAUGAUCCUGAGACAAACAGUACAGUAAGAGGAACUUUUGAGCAUGCUGUUCUAGCUGCAGGAACAGAUUUUCGAUCUGACAAACUGUGGGAAAUGUAUAUAAACUGGGAAAAUGAACAGGGAAAUCUGAGAGAAGUUACAGCUAUAUAUGAUCGUAUUCUUGGUAUUCCAACCCAGCUGUAUAGUCAUCAUUUUCAGAGAUUUAAAGAACAUAUACAGAAUAACUUGCCUAGAGAUCUUUUAACUGGUGAACAGUUUAUUCAGUUGAGAAGGGAAUUAGCUUCUGUAAAUGGACAUAGUGGUGAUGAUGGACCUCCUGGUGAUGACCUUCCAUCAGGAAUUGAAGACAUAACUGAUCCAGCAAAGCUAAUUACUGAAAUUGAAAACAUGAGACAUAGAAUCAUUGAAAUUCAUCAAGAAAUGUUUAAUUAUAAUGAGCAUGAAGUUAGUAAGAGGUGGACAUUUGAAGAAGGUAUUAAAAGACCUUAUUUUCAUGUGAAACCAUUGGAAAAGGCCCAACUAAAAAACUGGAAAGAAUACUUAGAAUUUGAAAUUGAAAAUGGGACUCAUGAAAGAGUUGUGGUUCUCUUUGAAAGAUGUGUCAUAUCAUGUGCCCUCUAUGAGGAGUUCUGGAUUAAGUAUGCCAAGUACAUGGAAAACCAUAGCAUUGAAGGAGUGAGGCAUGUCUUCAGCAGAGCUUGUACUAUUCAUCUCCCAAAGAAACCCAUGGUGCAUAUGCUUUGGGCAGCUUUUGAGGAACAGCAGGGGAAUAUUAAUGAAGCCAGGAAUAUCUUGAGAACAUUUGAAGAAUGUGUCCUAGGAUUGGCAAUGGUUCGUUUGCGAAGAGUAAGUUUAGAACGACGGCAUGGAAAUAUGGAAGAAGCUGAACAUUUGCUUCAAGAUGCUAUAAGGAAUGCCAGAUCAAAUAAUGAAUCAUCAUUUUAUGCUAUCAAACUAGCCCGACAUCUUUUCAAAAUACAAAAAAAUCUUCCAAAAUCAAGAAAGGUGCUUUUGGAAGCAAUUGAAAGAGAUAAAGAGAAUACAAAGUUAUACCUCAAUUUACUUGAAAUGGAAUACAAUUGUGACCUCAAACAAAAUGAAGAAAAUAUUCUCAAUUGUUUUGACAAAGCUAUACAUGGUUCAUUACCUAUUAAAAUGAGAAUUACAUUUUCUCAGAGAAAAGUGGAAUUUCUUGAAGAUUUUGGUUCAGAUGUUAAUAAGCUUCUGAAUGCUUAUGAUGAACAUCAAACACUCCUAAAAGAACAGGAUACUUUAAAAAGAAAAGCUGAAAAUGGAUCAGAAGAACCAGAAGAAAAGAAAAUACAUACAGAAGAUACAUCAGCAGCAGCACAGAUAAUUGAUGGGGAUUUACAGGCGAAUCAAGCUGCAUAUAAUUACAGUGCCUGGUAUCAGGUGAGUCCAUGGAAUUACAACACUUUAUUGUUAAGUGUCACUAGAAACACAAAUUUGGUGGGGUUUUUUUUGGGGGGGGCUGUUGUUUUGAGGUACCUGCAGCCACAGCUGAGCUCACUAUGUAGAUCAGGCUGGUCUCACUCUUAGAGAUCCACCUGCCUCUGCCUCCCAAGUGGUGGAUUAAAGGUGUGCUACCACACCUAGCUGAAAUUUGGUGUUUUUAAAGAAAAAAGCCUAAUUCUUUGUUACGGUUCCAUAUUGUACGUUGCCUUUUGUGAUUUACUCCUGGAAUUUCAACAUGAACACAUGCCUGUAUUUAAUUUUGUAUGUGGAACUUAGCUGUAAUUCUAGUUUACUAACUUGUUUACUUUUGCCUUUUCAGUACAAUUAUCAGAAUCCUUGGAAUUAUGGACAGUAUUAUCCUCCCCCUCCAACUUGAUGGGAAAAUGUAAAUUUCGAAUGGAGUAUAUGAGAAAUGUGGAAUUAUUUUUUUUUAAACAAGGGAUGUAAACAUAGCAUAUGUUUGCUGUAGUCGGUAAUUUGUCUUCCUAGUUUCUGUGUAACAUGAUUUAUUUAGUUAAAUAGUAUAAAAUGUCAAUUAUUAGUAUACCACAGAUACUAUUUCUUACCACUUAGAAAAUUUACUUUUUAUCGAAAAACUAUUUUUAUUUUUUUUGCAUUAAGUGGUCUCAUUCUUUUGCAGUUCAUGCAAGAGUUUUGUAGCCUUAAGGGGGGGGGGGGGGAGGAACCUGACUGUAAAUCAUGUCAGUAAAAUUCUGGGGGAAAAAAAAGGGCUGAUUAUUAAGGAUUUUAUCACCUCUAAAAGGAAAACAGUGAUUUUUAACCUUUCUGAUAAGGUGGUCUGAAUGUUUGUUAUACUUGUGAAUUUGGAUCUAACUGCAGAAGAGAGGUACUAUUAAAAUACUAUGCUUUGGAAUACAUUAUAAAUGAGAAAAUGUAAUGCCUGCAUCCCUUUAAGAUAUAUCAAAAGUAUGUUGUUCUGGGAGACUUUGUAUUUAGAAUAUUCAUGUAAAACUUGUGAGCAAGCUUUCAUUUUGAUCAAACUGAUCAUCUUCAUUUUUGUAAUAAAACUGAAAUACAGCAA
Messenger RNA from Nannospalax galili (Upper Galilee mountains blind mole rat), 3222 nucleotides. It is a transcript of the gene Prpf39, whose product is annotated as pre-mRNA processing factor 39. Gene Ontology annotation, biological process: RNA processing; mRNA 5'-splice site recognition. NCBI's taxonomy places the organism in Eukaryota, Metazoa, Chordata, Mammalia, Rodentia, Spalacidae. Gene Ontology annotation, cellular component: commitment complex; U2-type prespliceosome; U1 snRNP. The transcript has 13 exons. Bases 168 to 2264 code for a protein of 698 amino acids. The record is from RefSeq and is a predicted model, not a curated record. Gene Ontology annotation, molecular function: protein binding.